GGGUAGCACUGCUGAAUUCUCAGUGGCUAAUUCUAGAGUAGACAUGCCUUUUGUUUUUUAUCUCUGUAAUUUUGUAAUGAUUCGGAUUGUUUUUUCCCCUAAAAGAUUGUUUUUAUGGGGCAGAAUUCCGGCAAUGCAAGAAAUGAGGUUCUUCUACCAUGGAAGUAAUCAAUCCACUAUGAAGAAACUUUGUUUUCUAUAAUUUGUUAGACAGAUUUUCUAUGAACUAUAUCUGGAGAAGUUUAAUUAUAUCUGCAGAAGAAUCAUUAUGUUGUGGUUGCUGAAUUCUACUUUUCUUCAUUUCCCUAGUUGCUAUUUCUGAUUAUCACUUUUGUGGAAUUGUUCAAAUGGGCUUUUAAGAUCCCAUUUCAAAAGUUCUUAUGUCAUCCUGGUGCAAUGAAAGUAGUUGGUAGGGUUUUGCCCCUGCCAAAAGUUCUGAUGUCACAAUCCUGUCUAAACUUAACGACAAUUCAUUUCCCCCUCAUUUUCAAAGGGGGGCAGCUGAAAAUGAAUGAUUGUUCCUUUUUUAUAUUUGCAACUGGCAAGACUACCAAAUUUGAACCCACAAAAUGAGGUUUGAUGCAGAAAGUUUCAGACUUUCUUGCUUGAAACUCCCAUUUUCAUUCAUCUCUCCAACUUUUGCAGGAGGUUCAAGAUGGAUCGUUUUCUCCUAAGUUUCUGGCUCCUGCUCUUCUUAUGUGCAGUUCCGAAGCUCAUCAUCUGCCAGCAGAGCUACUCAGGAAACUCGGCUCUCGAUUGUGAUGCCAAAGAUGCAGCUGCUCCCUACAGUUGCAACGGUGAAAAGCCCUCCUGCAAGGCCUUUCUCAUGUACAAAGCUCAACCUCCUUACAACACCCUCUCCAGAAUCUCAAGCCUGACAUUUUCAGAUUCCAUCGAGCUCGCCCGGAUUAACAAUGUCUCGGAUCGCAAAAGACCCCUCCCAACGGGCCAAGAGGUAUUGAUUCCAGUAACUUGCUCCUGCACUGGUUCAUAUUAUAAGGCAAACUCUUCCUAUAGAGUUCAUGCAGAAGACACUUACUUCAAGAUUGCAAAUGACACCUAUGAAGGGCUUUCAACUUGCAACGUGCUGAUGCAAGAGAACAGAAGAUUCAAGGAGUCCGAGUUAGAAGCUGGUCAGAGAAUUCAAGUGCCCCUCAGAUGUGCUUGUCCAACUAGAAACCAGACUGUAGAGGGAACCAAGUUCCUGUUGACUUACUUGGUUGACUGGGGAGAUGGAGUUGCUAACAUCGGAGAGAGAUUCAAUGCUAGCAGACAGAGUUUGAAUCAUGCAAAUGGGUUUGGAGAACUCGAUGAUCCAACCAUUUAUCCUUUCACAACACUUCUCAUUCCACUGCAAUCUGAGCCGAAUAGCUCUCAGACCAUAAUUCACUCUCCACCACCUUCUGAUUCUCCUUCAGUUGUUCCUAUCCAGCCAUCCAGUGGGAAGAAGUCGAGGAAAUCAAGACGUAGAAAUACCGGUUGGAUUGUACUCGGGGUUUCCUCGACAGUCCUGUCUUUGGUCCUAGCAGGGGCAAUCAUCUCACUGUUAAGAAAGAAGGAGGGUGUUGAAGAUCAAAAGAAGAAGAAACUGGUGUUGCCUGAAGAUUUCUUCGAUGGCCACUCCACAGUUGACCAAGGGCUGAGAAUCCGUGAUUUCGAGGAGCUAAAGCUGGCAACUGUUGAUUUCAGUUCUCGGUUGAGCGAACGAGUCUACAAGGGCGUGAUAAAUGGACAAGAAGUAGCAAUCAAGAAGACGAGUAGAAAUGUGUCAAGCGAAGUGAAUCUGCUGAGAAAAAUCAACCAUUUCAAUCUCAUAAGUCUUGCUGCUGCAUACCAACACCAGGAUGAAUACUACCUUGUGUACAAAUACAUGGAGAACGGGUCAUUGAAGGAUUGGCUUCAGAAAAAGGGCAUUAGUUUAUAUGAAGCUCGAAGUUGGAGCCGUAGGCUUCAGAUUGCUUUGGAUAUUGCUAAUGGACUUCACUAUCUCCACAACUUCACUGAACCACCAUAUGUCCACAAAGAUAUCAGUAGCAGCAAUAUUCUGCUGGAUGCUGAUUUGAGGGCUAAGAUUGCUAACUUCAGUCUUGCAAGGUCAGCUGAGGUGGCAUUGUAUGCAAGUUCUUCAAUUAGGGUUGCUAAGGGUGCAAAAGGUUACCUGGCACCCGAGUAUGUAGAGUAUGGUUUGGUGAUUCCUGAGAUUGACGUGUAUGCAUUUGGUGUCGUUUUACUUGAGCUGAUCACUAGAAAAGAAGCAGUCUUUUUGGAGAAGGAGAGGGAGGUUCUGCUUUCAGAAGCAAUUGUUGUGAUCUUAAGUGGAGAGCAUUCAGAAUCUGCCCUUUGUGAUUUUGUAGAUCCUGGUCUGCAUCCAAAGCAGCAGAUGGUAAUCGUGCUGAGAAUGAUGAAGUUGAUUCUAGCCUGUUUGGCUAAAGAACCAGAAGAUAGGCCGAGCAUGGGAGAGAUCGUCUCUUCGCUGUCAAAGAUACAGUUGGAUGUGUAUAGAUCCGAAUUCAUGUACUGUAGUAGUUCAUAGUUUUCAGUUGUGUAAGGAGGAACAGAGCUUGUCUCGUUUUCCCCCUCGCUUUACAAUUUUGAAGUAAGAACUGAACACUUGUAAUUUCAAAGGCCAGGAGAACCACACUGUACAAAUUAACAUUGGACUAGGCU
This is a messenger RNA of Linum trigynum, 2667 nucleotides long. The record is from the annotation of a GenBank genome assembly. Lineage: Eukaryota; Viridiplantae; Streptophyta; Magnoliopsida; Malpighiales; Linaceae.